CGGGGAUAGAUCGGAUCACUUCUCUGCUCAAUUCAAUGGAGGCUAACGGCGAGUCUGGUGGUGUCGUUAACCAUGACGCGAGAGCUGAAAAUUUUGACCCCAAUGUUGCAAAUCCAGGUUUGAAGGUAUCAGGUUCGCCGUCGAUCAGGAAAUCGGCGAUCAAAGCCCAAAGGAUUGCGUCGAAAAGCCCUAGAGUUAUCCCCAGUCCAGUGGCUUCACCUUCUGCGCAGAAAUCGGCUUCGAAAUUCCAGGCCGUGGUGGCUUCGCCUCCAGCGCAAAAAUCGGCUUCGAGAAGCCUUAGCCUUAACCUAACCCCGGCGGCUUCGCCUUCCCCGCAUAAGAGGAUCCGGCAGAGGAAGUUCGUGGUGGCAAAGCGGAGUUCGAAGAGAGAAAUUGCGGCAGUGCCAGUGGCUUGCUGCAAGUGUGACAAGGGUAAUGGUGAGCACAAGUGUUUCUGUGUUGCUUAUGAGAAUCUCAGGAGUUCUCAGGAUGAAUUUUUUAAGAAUCGUCAAACAAUUGUUGAUGAAGAAGGCGAGUUGGAGGAGCCAAAAACGCGUGAUGGAACUGAGAUUGGGAGUAAAGAAGGGGAAGAAAAGAACAAAAAACUUGGAUCAGAUGAUUGUUUUCCGAUUAAUGGUACAGAGAAACAAGGAUCAGAUGAAGGGCUGUUGAAAGAGGCAAGAGUAAAGGUGGCUGAACCUAGUUCGGGGCGAGUUUUACAUUUGGUUAAGGCUUUUGAGAAGCUGCUUUCACCUGCAAAAUCGAAUUAUGCAGAGGAAAAAGAUGAGAGGACAGUAGUAGGAGAUGGUGAGGAUGGAAUGAAAAGUGCAUCACCUGCAAAAGCUCCAUUCUCUCCACCAGAGUUUCUCCUCACCUGUGAGUGCUUAGGCUUGGAUUCGCGCUGUUCGUCUUCACUUAACAGCAGCAAAGGAAGUAUUUCAAGGAGGGCUUCUUCUGCCAGUGAUAGAAGGAGCAGACGAAAAAGUGUUGAAUCAGAUGGGACUUUGGCUAGAAGGAAGAGAAGGCAACUUACCAGAACAACAACCUCUCGUGAACCUUUCAAGCUCAGAACUGAGCAAAGGGGAAAGUGUAAGGAGGAAAAAUUGUCCAUUAAAGUGAAGGAAAUGAUGGAGGAAGAGGAAAAGCGGCGGAUUCCAAUUGCACAAGGGCUUCCAUGGACGACAGAUGAGCCAGAGCGUUUGGUAAAACCUCCCGUGAAAGAGAGGACAAGAGCAAUUGAUCUGGUGCUGCACAGUGAUGUAAGGGCUGUGGAGCGAGCCGAGUUUGACCAUCAGGUGGCAGAAAAAUUGAACUUUAUUGAACAAUACAAGGCUGAAAGAGAGAGACAACAGAAGUUGGCAGAAGAAGAAGAAAUUAGAAGAUUGAGAAAGGAACUCGUUCCAAAAGCUCAACCCAUGCCCUACUUUGACAAGCCUUUCAUUCCUCAAAGGCCAGAGAAGAACAAGAAGGUCAAAUAGGCAUUUGAAGAGCCUCCUCCUCCAAGGUUUCAUUUUUUCGGUUUGUUUCUGAUAAUCAUUCAUAUUCUUUUAUGUAGUGUGUAAACAAUAAGCAUUGUUAUUAUAGUAACAA
Molecule: messenger RNA, 1590 nt
Organism: Ipomoea triloba (trilobed morning glory)
Lineage: Eukaryota; Viridiplantae; Streptophyta; Magnoliopsida; Solanales; Convolvulaceae
Exons: 8
Coding region: 36-1478 (480 amino acids)
Biological process (GO): regulation of mitotic spindle organization; activation of protein kinase activity; mitotic spindle assembly
Cellular component (GO): nuclear microtubule; mitotic spindle
Molecular function (GO): microtubule binding; protein kinase activator activity
Source: RefSeq, a predicted model, not a curated record